UCACUUUUUAGUUAUUAGUUAAUAGUUUAUUACUUUUUCAGUUGAAAGAUAUUGAGUGAAAAACAUUAAAAGUUUAAGACACAAGUGACAACUGACAAUACUCAAAAAGUAAAAACAUUAGUAGAUUUACUGAUUAAAAUAACUAUUAUAUUAUUUAACACAUAUUUAAUGAAUGAAAAUAGCACUUAAAACUUAAGUUACAUCAUAGUAAUUACAAAAUAUAGUUUAUAAGACCGCAACUACAUACAAUUAUAACUACUAUUUUCUAAACUUAAGAGUGGAAGGUCAAAUAAAAUUAGGUCAGUAUAAUGUCACUUGUGGCGUACGCAGACAGUGAUUGCGAUUCAGAUGAUGAUAAUGUUGAAGUAUUAAAGCCAUUACCCAACUUUGUAGAAGUAGCGACAAAAACAAUUAGCAGUAAAUCAUUUUUAACACUGCCUGAACCUAAAUCUAUUGAAAACUUAAAAACAAUAGAUGAUUAUGAUUCAGUUGACGAAGAAAAUGUGGUAGUUCAAACAAAACCAUCAAUCGUCAAUARCAUUCAAGAGAAAAAAGAAACUCCUUUAUUUCCCACACUACCUAAGCCUAAAAGUGGAGGAAAAGUCAAAAUAAUAAUUCCUUCAUUAAAUGAAUUUUAUGAUGAAGAAGACGAUUAUCAACCAAAAUGUAAAGUUAUCAAACCUUCAAAUAGCGGAUGCGGCUUAUUCUCAAUGUUGCCUGAUCCCAAAAAUAAAAAAACAAGCAAAGCUUCAACGACUGUGUCAAUGGUUCCUAGGGCGACAAUGCGUAACAUUAAAAAUGUUAAAGAAAACUCUAAACCCAAAACAUUAGAAAUUAAGUGUUUUGAUACUAAACCAAUUGAAGUUGAAGAAGAAGCCGAUGAUGAUGAUCAAGAAGAUGGCGAUUUCUUAGGAUUGAACAAAAUCAAUGAAGUACUUGAUGUAGCGCCUGUUGCUGGGUUCGAUUUACCUGAAAUUCAAACUAAUACACCUAUAAUUGAAGACAACAGGGUUUAUGGACCAGUGUAUUGUUCUGAACCUAACAAAUCUGACCUUUAUGAAGAGGAUGAAACAAAACUAAUCCUCGAUUCUAAUGCUUUGAAACAACUUAGUGAUCCUAGCAAGACUCAAAUAAAACAAGUUGAAGUAAUAAAUGUGGAUAUGCGUCAAGUGUUAGAAGAGUCUCAACAGUGGUUACAGAAGAAUAUGACAGAGGAGUAUGCUGAAAGUAAAAAUGUCAGUAGUGAUAUUACUAUAAGUGGACAAUCUAAACGCAAACAUCAGAUAACAUAUUUAGCUCAACAGGCUAAAGCCAAUGAGCUGAAACUUAAAAACAUGUGGGCUGAGAAUAGAAUGACCAGGAAGCAAACACAAGCUAAAUAUGGAUUUUAAUUGCUAAAAAAAGCAAAUCGCCGAGACAAACGCCGCCGUCAUGAUCGCCAGAGGACCGGCACCCGGUAAAUCGAUCAUUUUUGACCCAAACGUGAGCAAUA
Diuraphis noxia (Russian wheat aphid) is the source of this 1492-nucleotide messenger RNA. RefSeq lists its product as uncharacterized. The record is from RefSeq and is a predicted model, not a curated record. Lineage: Eukaryota; Metazoa; Arthropoda; Insecta; Hemiptera; Aphididae. Gene Ontology annotation, cellular component: nucleus.